AUGACGCCCGACGAGUGGUACAUGUCGUUGCCGAUCGUCACACGGUACUAUGUAACCCUGUCGUUCCUCACAACCGCGGGCUGCGCGCUCGAGAUUAUCACGCCUUUCAACGUGUACUAUAACACAAACCUAAUAUUCCGGAAAGGCGAGGUCUGGCGGCUGCUGACCAACUUCUUCUUCUUCGGCAGCCUGGGCCUGGAUUUCGUGUUCCACAUGUUUUUCUUGGUCAAGUACUGCAAGAGCCUGGAGGAGGGCUCGUUCCGCGGCCGCACCGCCGACUUCCUUUGGAUGCUGAUGCUGGGCGGCACGCUGCUGACGGCGCUGGCGCCCUUUGUGAAUAUCGAGUUCCUGGGCUCCUCUCUCACAUUCAUGAUGGUGUACGUGUGGGGGCGGCGCCACCAGUACGUCAACCUCUCGUUCCUCGGGAUCUUCAACUUCACAGCCCCCUACCUGCCCUGGGUCCUGCUGGCGUUCAGCGUGAUGCUGGGCUCCAGCCCCAAGGUCGACCUGCUCGGCAUGGUGGCAG
Monoraphidium neglectum is the source of this 526-nucleotide messenger RNA. Its product is annotated as Derlin-2. The annotation marks the transcript as partial. The record is from RefSeq and is a predicted model, not a curated record. NCBI's taxonomy places the organism in Eukaryota, Viridiplantae, Chlorophyta, Chlorophyceae, Sphaeropleales, Selenastraceae. Gene Ontology annotation, molecular function: misfolded protein binding; ubiquitin-specific protease binding. Gene Ontology annotation, cellular component: endoplasmic reticulum membrane; Hrd1p ubiquitin ligase ERAD-L complex. The transcript is spliced from 6 exons. Gene Ontology annotation, biological process: endoplasmic reticulum unfolded protein response.